AUAUGGUAAGGGGUGUAUGGCAGCUUCAACCUCUAGUCAAGGAAGCCACAAUGAUUACAAUACGAGUUAGCACUGGCAGUUACACAAGCGCCAGCUCAUAGACUACACGAACCUCCAGGAUGGUGGACAAAGAACUCAAGGUUGGUGCCGCCACGUCGUCUUCACCGUCAGUGACUCCGGUGAGUUUGGUGACGGUAGACCACGUGCGGGCAGCGCUCACGUCAGACAAGGGCGCCGCCGCACAACUCACCGCCUGGGAGGUCGUGGACUUCACCAAGAAGGGAGACAAUUAUGCCUGUUUAGUGACCAGUGUCGAGGUUAAGUAUGAGAUCGACGGCAAGAGCUCAGAGGUGGUCUAUGUGAUAAAGAUUAACUCAGGAAAGACCUUUGGAGGUGAAAACAUGUUUGACUUAUUCUUCGAAAAGGAGUGCAAAUUCUUCCUCGACAUCGCACCGCAGAUAAACUCUAUAUUAAGGGAAAUUGGUCACACAGAGAUCAACGUUCCCAAAUGCUUCCAUGCAAGUCUGGAGAAAGGAAAGGAAGUAAUCUUCCUUGAGGACCUACGAGCCAGAGGCUACAAAAUGGCUGACCGCAAGCAAGGGCUGGACGAGGCUCACACUAUUCUUGUGCUGAGGGAGCUGGCCAGACUCCACGCCGCCUCCCUCCUGCUGCAGAACAAAACUCCUGAUGAUGACCUUGGAGAAAAGUACCCUUAUUUGAAAAUAGGAAUGGCAUAUUUAAUGAAAAAUUAUAAUUCAAUGUUUAAAGUGAUGAAAGACAAUGUGAUAUUUGGCAAAACUAUCAUAAAAAAAGUUGGGGGGUACGAGAGAGUAGCUGCCUGGAUAGACAUGAUCAUCCCAAAUUUAGUGGACAUCUUCGAGCAGCUGGAAUGCGGUGAGCCUAAGGUGGUGUGUCACGGAGACUGCUGGAACAACAACCUUCUCUUCAGGUACAGCGAGACCGGCCGCCCAGAGGAAGUGAUGCUCCUCGACAUGCAGCUGACAGAUCACAGUGUUCCUGCUGCCGAUCUCAACUACCUCCUCUAUACCAGCAUGGCGGGGGACGUCAGGAAGCCCAAUAUUGAAGCCUUCCUGGGUUCCUACUACACCACUUUCAAGGAUAUCAUGGAGGCUGGCGGCCAGACGGUACCAUUCACGCAGGCGCAGCUCCUCAAGGAUUUCAGGGACAGGAACCUCGCCGGUUCAUUGUUUGCCAUAAUGUUUGUGCCAGUAAUGCUCUCUGAGACUGAAGGCGCGGUAGACUCGUCGAAAGACGAUGAAGAAGAUCUUGAAGAAACGCUUCGUAAGACGAGAGAGAAGUCGUUGGAAAUGCUAGACACAAAUCCUCUUGUGAAAUCGAGGUUUUUGUCUGUUUUCGACGAAAUGAUGGAACUAGGAAUUAUUGUUGCAACUUUUAAGGGCCAUGCCCACCACCGUUCGCUCUUGAUGCCAGUCACACUCACCACACCACUCGCUCUCCAUCACAGUCACCAAGGCGCCGCCUUCCGCAUCGCACCAGCCUCAAGGAUGGCAGACAAGGAACCCAAGAUUGGUGCCGCCACGUCGUCCUCACCGUCAGUGACGCCGGAGAGUUUGGUGACGGAAAACCACGUGCGGACAGCGCUCAUGUCAGACAAGGGCGCCGCCGCACAACUCACCGCCUGGAAGGUCGUGGAUUUCACUAAGAAGGGCGACAAUUAUGCCUGUUUAGUGACCAGUGUCGAGGUUAAGUACGAGAUCGACGGCAAGAGCUCAGAGGUGGUCUAUGUGGUAAAGUUGAACUCAGGCAAGACUAUUGGGGGAGACAGCCUCAUUCAUAUUGUCUUCGAAAAGGAAUCCAGUUUCUUCCUCGACAUCGCACCGCAGAUAAACUCUGUAUUAAAGGAAAUUGGUCACACAGAGAUCAACGUUCCCAAAUGCUUCCAUGCAAGUCUGGAGGAAGGAAAGGAAGUAAUCUUCCUUGAGGACUUACGAGCCAGAGGCUACAAAAUGGCUGACCGCAGGCGAGGAUUGGACAAGGCUCACACUACCCUCGUGCUGAGGGAGCUGGCCAGACUCCACGCCGCCUCCCUCCUGCUGCAGAACAAGACUCCUUACAAAGCAAUUGGAGAAAAGUACUCUCAUUUGAAGAUAGGAAUCUUCUAUUUUAUUAAGAACUACAAAGCAAUGUUGAAUGUAAUGAAAGACAGUGUGGCAUUUUCUCAGACUAUCAUAAAAACAGUAGAAGGAUACGAAAGAGUAAAUGCCUGGAUGGACACAAUCAUCCCUAAGUUAGUGGACAUCUUCGAACAGCUGGAAUACGGCGAGCCUAAGGUGGUGUGUCACGGAGACUGCUGGAUCAACAACCUUCUCUUCAGGUACAGCAAGACCGGCCACCCCGAGGACGUGAUGCUCCUCGACUUGCAGCUGACAAACUACAGUGCCCCAGCUGCCGAUCUCAACUACCUCCUCUAUACCAGCAUGUCGGGGGACGUCAGGAAGCCCAACAUUGAAGUCUUCAUGGGUUCCUACUACACCACUUUCAAGGACAUCAUGGAGGCCGGCGGCCAGACAGUACCAUUCACGCAGGCGCAGCUCCUCAAGGAUUUCAGGGAGAAGAACCUCAUCGGCUCAAUGUUCGCUAUAUUGUCUGCACCAGUAAUGUUCUUGGAAACUGAAGAAUCAGUAGACUCUUCGAAAGAAUGUAACGAGGAUCUUGUAGAAACGUUUCGUGAGGCAAGAGAAAAGUCGUUGGAAAUGCUGAACAAAGAUCCUCUUAUGAAAUCGAGAUUUUUGUCUGUUUUCGACGAAAUGAUGGAAUUAGGAAUUAUUCCAUAACAGAGAGAGAGAGAGAGAGAGAGAGAGAGAGAGAGAGAGAGAGAGAGAGAGAGAGAGAGAGAGAGAGAGAGAGUUCUUACAAUCGAUGCAAACUCACAGUUAUAUAUUUAUUUAUCAUACAGUAAGUGCCUGACGUGCUAAAACAUCUUUCUCCAAAACAAAUACCAUAAAUCAUAUUACAGUCAGCGCCUAACAGUUUAAAAUUCACGUCGAUGUGAGCGUCAUUUUGCACAAACUGGGAAAUCACUUCUAUUCAUUCUGAAAAAAAAAAAAAAAAAAUGAAGAAAAUGACUACAUGGCUACUGAAGUUAGCCCCUCAGUUUUUUUUUUUUUUUUUCUUUUCUUUAAAGAAUAGAUUAACGGAUUCGGUGUUUGAAAUAUUGACAUGGAGUUAUUUUUUUUGUGACUGCUCAUUGUUUUAGCUUACAAAACGGUUGUGUUUGUUUUAUUGUACGAUACGAGUACAUGGAUAAUAUACAGGCCAUGAUGACAUAGUGCGAGUGAUAGAGUUACAUAAGAAUGGUGAAAAAAAAAAAUAAGCCGUACAAUUGGUGCCAAUGAAAAGACUGAGUGCGUUGGUAAAGAAAUGGCGCGAUGAGAGAUAAGAGGAUGUCCCUCACCACAAACAUGGUGGUGGACAACACCAAAAAGUUUCUCAGAACAUGUGUUAUCAAAAGACACUUGAGUGUAAGUCAUCAGCUUACAGCAAACAAUUAAAAAACAAAACCCAUAACUGCCAGAAAACAUACCAUCCAGUGAUACGUACCAUCCAGAGUGAUACGUACCAUCUAGAGUGAUACGUACCAUCCAGAGUGAUACGUACCAUCCAGUGAUACGUACCAUCCAGAGUGAUACGUACCAUCCAGAGUGAUACGUACCAUCCAGAGUGAUACGUACCAUCCAGAGUGAUAAGCGACAGCCUGAACUGCCGCAAGGUGAAGGAGCAAACUGAACCUGUGAAGGUUCGGGUGACCUUGACAUCCUUCCUAAAAGUCAGACAGUGGACAGCAAGGUGUACCUCAACAUCUUCAAUGAUAAUCUGCCGGACUGAUUUGCAGAUACUGGCACCGAGAUCCUCCAGCAAAAUGGUGCACCUUGUCGCUCGGCAAAAAUCGUCAGACUGGUUACAUUUAUGUGAAGUGGACUUCAUUCCAGACUGGGCAUCAGGAAGUCCAUGCAUGUCCAAUCGAGAACUUUUGGACAUUAGUAAGAGCAAAACUUCGAGGCGAAGACACAUCCAGCAUCCCAAAAUUUAAGUCUGUUCUUCGGAGGGUGUGUUCAGAAAUUCUCCGGUAGUGCUGAGAACUUGGCUGACUCGGUCCCUGGCAGACUUAAGGUGGUCCUUACGAUGAAUAGAUAUCCAUUUAACAAAUAACCGAGUCACUGGUAAGUACUAAUCUUAUUCUGUGAGCAACAAGUGUUUACAUACAAUUGUUGAGUCAUUUGGCGCUGACUGUAGUUUUAUCUAACAAUCUAGUACAAGAAGAGAAACCCGAACUAGCAAUUCAUUACUUGAUACGACGGAAUGCAUGAACACGAGACCUGCGUAUAAAGCUCACUAAUAUCUGACAUGUUUUUAAAGGGAGGAUUGCCUUCAUAUGUUGUUUUUUCAGACACUUGUCUUUAUUGCCUCCGCCACCUUUGCCACCCUCAAGGCGGUGGCGGUGGUCGUCGCUAUAGUACAUGUAAAAUAAAUUAAACGAGAGAGAAAAUUAAAGUCUGUGUCACGAAGA
This is a messenger RNA of Scylla paramamosain (green mud crab), 4549 nucleotides long. RefSeq lists its product as uncharacterized. Bases 120 to 2816 code for a protein of 898 amino acids. The record is from RefSeq and is a predicted model, not a curated record. The transcript has 6 exons. Lineage: Eukaryota; Metazoa; Arthropoda; Malacostraca; Decapoda; Portunidae.